AUGCAAGUGAGAGAAGGAGAAUUUACAGCACUUAUAUACGGUGCAAUAAAAGAUCAGAAGUAUAAAGAAGCCAUAAACGUACUAAACCAACAACUCCUUACUCACCCAGGCAGCCGAGCAGCCCUCUCUCUUCUUGGUUAUUGCUUUUAUCAGUUACAGGACUUUGUUAGUGCUUCUGAUUGCUAUGAACAGUUAACGCAACUAUUCCCAGAGGUGAAUGAAUAUAGAUUUUAUUUUGCUCAAUCCCUGUAUAAAGCAGAUUUGUUUCAGGCAGCACUGAAAGCUGCAGCUCAAAUCGACAAUCCAGACUUUAGAGAAAAACUCACUAAAUUACAAGCUGCUAUACGUUAUGGUGAAGGAGAUUUGGCUGGUUCACGAAGUUUAGUUGAACAAAAUUUCUCUGGUGAUGUUGAUUCAAUUGUUAAUCUUGGUUGUCUGUUAUACCGUGAAGGUGAUUAUCAAAAGGCAUGUCAACAUUUUCAACAAGCUAUGCAAAUGACUGGAUUUCAACCAACUUUAGCUUAUAAUAUGGCUUUAUGUUAUUAUCAAAUGAAACAAUAUGCUCCAUCAUUGAAAUAUAUUGCUGAUGUAAUUGAACGUGGUAUUAGAGACCAUCCAGAACUUGGUGUUGGUAUGACUACUGAAGGUUUAGAAGUACGCAGUGUUGGUAAUACACUAGCGUUACAUGAAACAGCAUUAAUUGAGACAUUUAAUUUGAAAGCAGCUAUUGAGUUCAAUUUAAAAAACUAUAUUGCUGCAUCUGAAGCAUUAACAGAUAUGCCACCAAGAGCUGAAGAAGAACUUGACCACAUUACACUACAUAAUCAAGCCAUAAUGAAUAUGGAGUCAGAACCAGCUACUGGUUUUCAAAAGCUACAAUUUUUGUUACAACAAGAAACUUUUCCAUCAGAGACAUUUGCAAAUCUUUUACUGUUGUAUAUUAAAUAUGAAUAUUUUGAUCUAGCUGCUGAUGUAAUGGCAGAGAAUGCAUCAUUGGCGUAUGAAUAUUUAUCACCAGAUUUAUUUGAUUUUAUUGAAGCAGUAAUCCUUCGUCAAACAGCACCGCAGGAUGCUUAUAUUCGUCUUGAUCAAAUGGCUACUAAGCAUACAGAACAAUUAAGAAGAUUGACUAAAACAGUUCAAGAAGCUAGACAAGCCCAAGAUGAUGAAGCAGUGAAACGUGCUGUACACGAAUAUGAUAUAGCACUGGAGAAUUACAUACCUGUAUUGAUGCAGCAAGCCAAAAUUUACUGGGAUAUGGAAAAUUAUCAACAGGUAGAGAAAAUAUUUCGUAAAUCUGUUGAAUUCUGUAAUGAUCAUCGUGUAUGGAAGUUGAAUGUAGCUCAUGUGCUAUUUAUGCAAGAGAAUAAAUACAAAGAAGCUAGUGGAUUCUAUGAACCAAUUGUUAAAAGACAGUUUGAUAACUUAUUGAAUAUUAGUGCUGUAAUAUUAGCCAAUCUUUGUGUCACUUAUAUAAUGACAAGUCAAAAUGAAGAUGCUGAAGAAUUGAUGCGUAAAAUUGAAAAAGAAGAAGAAGCUAUUAGUUAUGAAGAUCCAGAAAGGAAAGUAUUUCAUUUAUGUAUCGUGAAUUUAGUCAUUGGAACAUUGUAUUGUGCUAAGGGGAAUUAUGAUUUUGGCAUUAGUCGUGUAAUCAAAAGUCUAGAACCAUAUCAAAAAAAGCUUGGAUCAGAUACAUGGUAUUAUGCCAAACGUUGCUUUCUGUCUUUAAUUGAAAAUAUGUCUAAACAUAUGAUUCUAUUACGAGAUGCCGUUUUAGUCGAUUGCAUACAAUUUUUAGAACAUUGCGAAUUAUAUGGACGUGAUAUAAAAGUGGUGAUUGAACAACCAAUGGAAUCAGUGAAAAUUCAUCCAGGACAAAAUACUGUUACAUAUGAAGCACGUCUAUUGAAAUCACUUUUAUUAGAGUUGAUGCAAGGUUAA
Molecule: messenger RNA, 1941 nt
Organism: Heterobilharzia americana
Lineage: Eukaryota; Metazoa; Platyhelminthes; Trematoda; Strigeidida; Schistosomatidae
Source: the annotation of a GenBank genome assembly